AUGUCCAGCAGCAAAAAUAUUUCUCAGUAUCAGCUCAAUCCUACUGAAAAUGUAUUACUGCAAAACUUCAUUGAUAAGGGUGCCUUGAAAUGCCAUGACGUCAUAAAGAGAUGCAACUGGCCUGUCAAACAUUACAUUAAUUGGGUGGGAAGCGAAUGUUGCGAGCAGUUGUUUCAACCAAUUUUUACAGAUUAUGGCCUCUGCUACGCCUUCAACAGUUUAGCUUUGAAUGGGAUGACAAAUGAUACCUUGGAAUGGCACAAGACUUUCAAUAAUCACGCAGCAGCAAAAAAGAUAGAGUGGAAUCUUGAUGGAGGGUAUCCUCUGGUAGUUCCUCCAGAUCCAAACAUGCAACCAUCCAGGGUGAUGGUAGCAGGAGAAGCGAACGGUCUGGGAGUGGAACUGUUUUUUAAUAAUAGCGAACACCAAUAUGCCUGUGAUGGAAAUAGUUUAGGUUUUACUGUAUUAAUCAGGUCACCAACAGACCACGCAUACACGACUACAGUUCUUCGCCUCCCUAUGAAUAAGAUGACCACAAUCGAAGUGUCUCCAAUUACAUACAAAACGGACACAGCCCUGAGGGCCUUAGAUCCAGAACUGCGACAAUGCUUCUUUCAAAACGAGAGGAAACUCGAUUACUAUCACUUCUAUACGGCAAAUAAUUGUAAAAUCGAUACAUAUAUACGAGAAACUAAGAUACGAUGUAACUGCUCGCUUUAUUACUGGCCAAGAAAAAACUUUCAAGAGCGCAUUUGUUCGACGCCAUUAGAUUACGACUGCGUAUAUAAAGUUAAAGGUAAAGAACAGCAAAUAUUUGCAUACUAUGAUGACUGUGAAGAAGGCAAAGUGGCCAGGGGUAGCGUUACAUCAUGUCACCCAUCCUGUAAUGAGGUCAUGUACGACUGUCAGGUGUUCUACUCCGACCUAGUCAAGGAACCUGGUGAUCCAUCUCCAUCAUGGGGAAAACCGAAAAGGCAUGAGGUGACUCAGAUCAAUGUGCACUUCUAUGAGGACAUGUUCCUUGGACAACAUCGUCACACACAGUACGAUGACUACUAUUUUAUUGGUGCAAUUGGAGGUCUUCUGAGCUUAUUUCUUGGAUUCAGCAUCAUCAGUGUAGCAGAACUUAUAUACUUCGUACUGUUACGACCGUUUUACAUGAUCCUGAAGAGAUAUGAUUAA
This is a messenger RNA of Achroia grisella, 1182 nucleotides long. Its product is annotated as pickpocket protein 28-like. The coding region runs from base 1 to 1182 and encodes 393 amino acids. Gene Ontology annotation, biological process: sodium ion transmembrane transport. Gene Ontology annotation, cellular component: membrane. The record is from RefSeq and is a predicted model, not a curated record. Gene Ontology annotation, molecular function: ligand-gated sodium channel activity. The transcript is spliced from 8 exons. NCBI's taxonomy places the organism in Eukaryota, Metazoa, Arthropoda, Insecta, Lepidoptera, Pyralidae.